This is a messenger RNA of Sardina pilchardus (European sardine), 8419 nucleotides long. RefSeq names its product Rho guanine nucleotide exchange factor (GEF) 12b (gene arhgef12b). The transcript has 41 exons. Gene Ontology annotation, cellular component: cytoplasm. The record is from RefSeq and is a predicted model, not a curated record. The coding region runs from base 1499 to 5968 and encodes 1489 amino acids. NCBI's taxonomy places the organism in Eukaryota, Metazoa, Chordata, Actinopteri, Clupeiformes, Clupeidae. Gene Ontology annotation, molecular function: guanyl-nucleotide exchange factor activity; G protein-coupled receptor binding. Gene Ontology annotation, biological process: G protein-coupled receptor signaling pathway; intracellular signal transduction.
GUAGGAAUCUAGGGAUGUAAUUGACUCAAAGUCAGGAAUUAUUUGGGUUUUUAAAUCUUCCCAAAGCGGUAACAUAGUUAGCGAUGAAAAAUUGGCAGUAGUGUCAAAGUAAUGCUUUACUCUCAAUGAUUUUUAGUCUUCGUUAUUUCAAAUUCGUGUAUUUCCCAGAGUAAAGACAAUACGACAAAACUGCUGGAUUUGGGGAAAACAUGGAGACAAGGAGGGGAAGGACUCGACUAAAUGACUAAGCUUGAAGUUUUCAGCCAUCAAUGCAUUCACAAAUCUCUUGGAGUUAACAUGUAUUGGACAUUUAAGAUACAUCGAUUAUUUCCUGUGUGGGAUCAAAUGUGCCGGAAAAAUAUCCUUUGAAUCUGGACAUCAAGAUAGCUUUCGAACAAACUCUGCUCAGUUGACAUCAAAGGAUUCGGAAGUUUUCUCCCGAAAUUCUCUCACAGAAGAGUAGCCAGUUUGGAAUUCUGGUCGAUGGAAUUGCACUGAGGAAUCACAAAUGGGUAACAUGUAGCCUAACAUAACUUACCACAAGGAACACCUUAAACAUUAGUUGGCUACUCCGGAUAACAUAGCGGCAAAGGGCAAAGUGGUGUUUUGUUAAGUAUUUUCCAUCUAGUGCCCACCUCAAGAGGCCUGUGUAGGCUUAAUGAAAAUACCACGUAUAGAUUGUGACGGAAGAUGUGCAAUUUACGUGUUAGAAUGUUAAUAUUGAAGGAGUAGGCCUAGAACUUUUACAGGCUUCCGCAGCUGUACAAAACUUUUUCGGAAAUCGGACUAUACAAACGUGUCUGGAAUUACUGUUACUGGAAACUCCGUGAGAGAUGGGAACAUAUCUGAAGAGAAAUGUGGUCAUUGACACGAAGUUAUUCUGAGUGACAUUUGGACAGCAAAAUACUUUUAGUCUUUUUGUAUGACUGAAUGUGGAGAGUUGUGAGGACACUACCCUGGAAAAAAAGGUGAAACCGUCAAUUAGGCUACAUUGUAUCUGGAAACAAAUUAACAAUAGGCUGGGCGCUGUUAGCUCGCAAAUAUUUCUAGGUUUUGGGCGAAGAAGGCUCAAUAUAUAGACAGUGUGAAAGGUUGUCGUGUAAUGAGCCUCUUAUUUCCACUUGAAUAUUUUUUGAUUUUGGAGGUAUUUGACAGUUCUUCGACAUAUAACUAUGGUUGCAUAAGUUAAUCGAUUCUCCAUGUUCAAAACUCUUCAGAAUAUUUUUCUAUACAGGACUACUGUAUGUGGUAACAUUUACCAUCGUUUUCUUCAAACAACAAUUUCCUGUCUUGUGAGAAGAAGCGUAAAGAUAGAAUUCUGGAACUGGCCGAAGACGAUACAGUGGAAUAAGCUAUCGUAGACAAUUGCCAGUAUCACCAUUUGUGUCGAAACACAUUGGUUGGACACCAAGGAGCACCAAUUUUCCAACGUACGAGGGAGAUUGUGCACAAUAAAAUGAUAGUUGGAUAAAGGCUGAAGAAAUUAAACGAAAGCCCAAUGAGUGGCACACAGUCCACGAUAACUGACAGGUUUCCCAAAAAAACUACCAGGACAGGAAGUAUUCUCGGCAAGGACCAUCCCCCAGACAAGAAGUCCAAGAGCGACAAGCCAGCUGUCUCCUCCUCCAAUGAGUUUGAUCCCACAGAGGCGCCCGUGCUGAACAGCAGCCUCAGCAGCAGUAGCAGCAGCAGCAGCUGUGUUGUAGCCGACGCAAAGCCAGAGUCCUGUGGGCUCGUUCAGCGUUGUGUCAUCAUUCAGAGAGAUGAGAAUGGCUUCGGCCUGACCGUCAGCGGAGACAACCCCGUGUUUGUGCAGCUCGUCAAAGACGAUGGAGCUGCCAUGCGAGCUGGUGUUCAGACAGGAGACCGGAUCAUAAAGGUCAAUGGAACAUUAGUAACACAUUCAAACCAUGUGGAAGUUGUUAAGUUGAUAAAAUCGGGCUCCUAUGUGGCCCUCACGGUGCUCGGCCGGCCCCCAGGGCUGCCUCAGAUCCCACUGUCCGAGGGCGAGGGAGACUCGGGGUCCCUCUCCCUGUCCUCCCCGCACUCCCCUGGCCCCACCACAGGGGAGCGCUCCUCCACCUCCUCCAGCCCCUCCGACCGCGUCACCUCCCCCCUUCCUGCCUGGGAGGAGAACAGCACAGCGUACCAUCAGAAGGUGGAUAUCCUGCACCUGCAGAAGAUGCUGACGAAACAGCAGCAGAGUUACCAGGCCAUGAAGGAGGAGUGCAGCAGGAACCCCUCUCCCAAACUACUGAAGAUGAUCCAGGAAGCCGAGAAGCACAUUACACUGCUCCAGGGACAGCUGAGCAAGGCUACAGCAGCUGGACAGGAUGGCGGCGUAUCAUCUCAGCUGUCGGAGGCUGACGUGGAUGACGUGGGCGGUGGUGAGAGUGAGCAGCCGCUGUCCUGGGCCACUGACUCCGCCCCAGACGGCUCCUGGCCCAACAGCACCGCGCUUCCUGCCUCUCCGUACCCAAACGCUGCCCUCCCAGAUAGUCCGUGCCAAAGACAGACCCCCUGCCACAGCCCAAAGACCACUUGCCGCGGCAGCGUGAACUCCUGCCCCUCGCCCGACACGGAGGACCUGCCAGAGCUGGACUCCCAGUCCAGUCUCGGCAGCCCCAUGUCACGCCAACCCCCUCAGAUCAUCGGCGCCGAGGACGACGACUUCGAUGCUGAACAGGACCAGAUCAAUGGCCAGUGCAGCUGUUUUCAGAGCAUGGAGCUCCUGAAGUCUCGACCGGCGCACCUGGCUGCCUUCCUCCAUCACGUGGUCUCCCAGUUCGACCCUGCGCCACUGCUGUGCUACCUCUAUGCUGACCUGUCCAAGCAGAACAACCCCAAAGAGACACGACGGAUCUUCACAGACCUGCACACUUAUUUCAUGGACCGAACAGCCAACCUAAAGGUAGCGGUGCCUGAGUCCAUCUCUGCUGAACUUGAAAAAAGGAGAGCAGAAGUGCUCCCAGAGGAGACUCACAGGCAGUACGUGCAGCUGCUUCAGGACACCCUCCUGACGGACAUUCAGAAGAACCUGGAAGACUUCAGGCAGAAGCGCAGUAUGGGCCUGACGCUGGCCGAGGCUGAUCUGGCGCGGCUGGAUGCGGAGACGGGGAGGAGUCGCGUGGCGCUGGAGAGGGAGCGCUCCUGUGCAGAACACAUCAUCUCCAAGAUAGAGGAAGUGCUAUUGACGUCACAGCCCACAGAGGAAGAGAAGUGCAGCACGAUGCAGUACGUGAUCCUCACCUACAUGAAGCACCUGGGGGUGAAGGUCAAGGAGCCGCGAGGCCUCGAACCCAAACCCAAGCGCAUCAACUUCAACCUGCCCAAGAUCAAAGUGAAAGGCAUCAAGCCAGAGAAGCCAGAGAGGGAAGGUGGUGAAGAAAAGAAGAAAGGCAGGUUCCCCCCUUUCCUGCCUCCCAGGCGGCCCACUCGCGUCGACCCAUCCUCAAUCGGCAAAGCCGUGGAGCUGAACAAGCAGCGUACACAGAAGCAGCUGUCGCAGCCGGCCCUCAGCACCGCUGACCAGUCCGACUCGUCUUCGCCGUUGUCGGCACCGGCGGGGUUGCGUUUCCGUAGCAACCAGUCCAGCGACGGCUCGGACCCGACGCACGGCGGCGCCAUCAUGAGCUCGCCGCCACACAGCGCCCCCGCCGCACAGGGCUCCGACGGAACCGGCCGCGACGCCGACACGGGCUCCACCCCCUCCUCGGCCCAGGCCCGGCUCGGGGACGGCUUCCACCCCAGCGACCCCCAGGACGGAUCCACGCCGGGCUCCGCCACCCACUUUGACUUUGGCCCCUGCGCCCUGGAGCACCUGCAGGAGGAGGAGCCGGAGACGGACAGGACCCAGGACGGAGGCACGCCGAAGCCGGCCAGGAGGAUGGAUCCGCUGGGCUCGGGCGAGGUCCAUAGCGAGGAUGACCAGGGUGGCGAGGUGGAGCUGGAGCAGGACCCCUCCAACUGGCAGAUGUCAGUCCCCCGAGAGAUCCUGCAGGGGCUCGCGUCUCAGGAAAUCAAGCGGCAAGAAGUCAUUUAUGAGCUGUUCUACACAGAGAGGACUCACCUGCGGAUGCUGCGGGUCCUUGACAACGUCUUCUAUCAGAAGCUGAGCAGAGAAAGCAUCCUCCCUCCAGGCGACGUCAAGCACAUCUUCACCAACCUAGAGGAGAUCGUCCAACUACACGCCUCCAUACUAGAACAGAUGAUGUCCACCCGGAAAAAGAAUGAAAGUUCAGUCAUCAGUUUGAUAGGAGAUGAUCUGCUCACAUGGUUCAGUGGAACGGAGGAGGAGAAGAUCAAGCAGGCGGUGGGCACCUUCUGCAGUAAUCAGCCCUUUGCGCUGGAGCUCAUCAAAAGCAGGCAGAAGAAGGACCAGCGCUUCACCUCCUUUAUGCAGGAGGCCGAGAGUAACCAGCUGUGCCGCCGGCUCCAGCUCAAAGACAUCAUCCCCAUGGAGAUGAUGCGCCUCACCAAGUAUCCUCUGCUGCUGGAGAACAUCGCCAGAAACACCGAGGACCUGGAGGAGAAGGACAAAGUCAAGAGAGCCGCCGAGUGCUGCAGGAACAUCCUGAACCACGUCAACCAGGCGGUGAAGGAGGCCGAGAACAAACAGAGACUGGAGGACUACCAGAGACGGCUGGACUUGUCCUCGUUCAAGCAGAGUGAGAAUCCCAUGAUCUUGGAGUUCAAGAAUCUGGACUUGACCAAGAGGAAGUUGGUGCACGAAGGGCCACUGUCAUGGAAGGUCAACAAAGACAAGACAAUAGAGCUGUACACGCUGCUGCUGGAGGACAUCCUGGUGCUGCUGCAGAGGCAGGACGAGCGCCUCAUCCUCAAGUGCCACAGCAAGAACCUGGCCGGCACCGCCGACACCAAGCACAUCUUCAGCCCCAUCAUCAAGCUCAACACCGUUCUGGUGCGCUCCGUGGCCACAGACAACAAGUCCUUCUUCGUAUUGUCCAUGUCGGACAGCGGUGCCCAGAUCUAUGAGCUGAUGGCGCAGACUGUGUCUGAGCAGAGAACGUGGCAGUGUCUCAUCACCCAGAGGGCAGACUCCAUGAAGAUGAAGCAGCACAACAUCAUACCUCUACCCCAGACCGACGGUGACCGUGAGACUGUGGAGAUGAUCAACUCCGCUGGCGUUCAGAAACUCAACAAAGAUCCCGACCGCAUCUCGACCGGAAGCAUCCAGUCCCCCGAAAAGGACUUAGUGUCCACCCAGGGGGUUCUGGACACGCCUCCUCCGGGGUCCAACCCCUUUGAGAGCAGCAAGUCAGAGGAUGAGGAGGAGGAAGAGGAGUCGCUAACGGUGCGACUGGAGGAAGAGGGGCCCUUCCUAGAAGCCGACUUAGCAGACAAAGAGGCCUUCGUCAAGCCCGGGUCAUGUCCGCCGGUUGUUCUGGACGAUGAGGAGCCGGAGGCCUUUGGCUUUCCCUCCUCCAGAGCUGACGAAGCCCUAAAAACAUUGGCAGCGCUGCGGCAGCUUCUCAUCACCCACAUGAGUGCUGAGGAGGGGGAGCGGGCCGAGGGGGGAGGCGAGCGCGCCAACACGUCCGCACCUCCUCUGCCGAGGCCCAGAGACAACGGGGGCCCGGCACCACCCGCAGAGAACAACUCGGAGAGGACGGCGCCCUCGCAAGCCGCCACGGAGUCGCCGUCUGCCAACACAGCGCUGUUUGAGACGGCCGAAUACGCUCUUCUCCUAGAAGGAUACGGAGGGUUUGAGGAGAGCAGCACUGACGAUGACAUCCAGGGGGGCGACUCGGAUGUUGACGUGACGAAGCUCCUCUCAUCGUCACAGACAACAGGCGUACCCAACCUCAGCCGGCAGGUCAUGACCCACAUACGCCUGCUACAGGCCAACCUGCAACACCUCAAGGAGGUGGAGAUAAAGUAUCAUGAACUUCGCCAAAGCCUCGCCGAAGCAGCUACUGACACAGUGGAUAGCAAAGACAAGAGUUAGUGAUUCAGGGAGACGCUCCUCUGCUCUUGCCUGGAAAGACGAGCAUGGGAGGUCAGGGGUGUGGUGUGUGUGGUGGACACUUAUCUCCAGCGUGCCUCCCCUCCCCUCCCCUCCCCUCCCCCCUGUGCUAACACACUGACAUGGACACAGUCCGCUUGGAGGAGGCGGCCACAGAAGAUGGCGGUGUAGUGCGUCACACGUCCUCUCAAUUCCCCUCCACUCUUUCUCCCAGAUCCUCCACUCAAGCGGAGAGAGCGCAUCCUGCGCACAUCUUCUGUGCACAUCUACCAACUCAACAAAGAACAAAGUUACUUGGCGUAGCCUGCUUUCUCAGAGAUCUUGGGGUUGUAUUUAUUGGAAUUGAUGUGAAUGUUGAGAUUUCCUGAUGCCUACACUCACUGGUGAUUUUUCAGGAGACUUCUCCCAUUUUAUUUGAACCAGCUGUAUUACCACAUAGGGAGAGAAGACUGUUGCGCUCCAUGGUCUCUAGUCUAUUCUGCCAUUCCUUGGGCCUGUUCACGUUUGCUGAUCCCUCUCUUCAACGGUGUAGAGAGUUUCAACAGGGCCUCUGUUGACAUGAAAGGGAAAUCUUCAUAAAGUUAUGAAUUCGUCACUGAUAUGAAGACUUGUUACGAGGCCAAAUCAGAAACAAAAUGCUGAAGAAUGCUGUCCCAGAUUUCAUAUUGAACUGAAAAAAGAGAGAGGUCAGGAGUUAAUUUUUUUUUUAAAGAAAUAUGACCUCAGUUGUGUCUAUAUCACGUCUCGGUAGAAUUGGGUAACUCCUGUAGUAGUCUGUCCUUUAUAAGGACUACGUAACAACUUAAUAAGCACAGCAUAACACACGAGGAUGAGGAUUAUGUUAACAAUCUUUAUACAUAUUGUCAUGCAUGCUGCACUGUGUGUAUGGUGACCUAAUUUGCCCGUCUCCACAUGAAAUACCUUGAAUGUUAAUGUUUUGUUAAUGAGCACAAUAUCAUGCCUAGGAAGAAACUUAGGUUUAGGCGUGAGUGGAACUGUAAUAAAUUGCCUCUUUCCACCACAAAAAAAAAACCUUUGAUAGACACGAUUAUAUAUCUCCUCGGACUCAAUAACCCUGAAUCACUGAAUUGUUAACACAGGAAUUAAGGAAGACACAGAUACAGUUACACACAAUGUGCCCAUUUGAUGUCGUAAUAGUUAUUGGGACGUCUGUUACAGCAGAGAUGGUUGUUCAGGUCAUGCAGUUACAGCAGUGUUUCCCACUCUUGUUCAGCAUGUGUUCAAGCCCACCUUGCAUACUGUCUAAACGCAUCUUAAAUCAGGUAAAGGUAGGGUGUGUGCGAUUUGAGGCCAAUACAAUUUCUGUCAAAUUCAGCGCAUUGCUCUGCAUGCUCCUCUAGCGGUCUGUUCAAUCCUGUAGCAACAUUUGUGAAACAAACGUGGUGGUUCAGGCCACCAAGCGUCAUCAUUUGAUUGGCUAUUGAGCUUAAAUGUCAGCCUUUCACCAAAAUCCCAGACUCUGCCUUGAAUGACAGAACAUCUGGACUACACUUAUUUCAGUCAGAUGUGCAGAAGCAGUAUGAAGGAGAGAAUACCCUGUAAUUCAACAGCAUUCUGUUUUCCCAGCAAGGUACACAACGUCUCAAGUAGUACCCAAGUAAUAGAGGACAGUGAUGCUCUAUACUCCAACUCCACAGAGGGAGUUUCAUGAUUGAUUCCUACUUAUUAUCCUUUAAACGGAUAUCCAAAAUGAGGCUAUCAGCACAGAGUAGUCAGAUUAGGAUGUGACUGGAGUCAUUUCAACACUUUUCAUCAGGUACGUUGAAAGUAAUGUUCACCUUGUAGCAUACAGACAGAUUCUACUGAUCACAUGCUGUGGAGCAAUGCAUUUCUCUCCCAACACAAAUGGCUUGGUAGCUGUGUUGUGAGGCAACAUAUCCUUUGCCACAGCAUCCUUUGGAAUGAAGCUACUGAAGAUCUCUUCACCUUCACAGGCGAGGACAAAAAUAACAAAUCUGUAAAAAAGUGUACAAACAUUGAAACAACGUUGGCCGAACAUGCAAAAAGUCCCCAUAUUUUGCAGGACUCGUUCAACCACAUGAGUUAUUGGAUUUCAUAUAUGAAGAAACAAACACCAGAGCUUAUGAAAUGAUGGUGUAUGGUUUAUUUUAAAUGUAAAAUUGUAAUUAUGAACACUGCAUCUCUCACCAGAAGAGUCCUUGAAUGUGUGCUCUCCUGCUUUCUACACCUUAUGUAUUGUUUUAACAUAAACUACUAAGACGAAAAAAAGACUGCAAGGUAUUCCCUAAAUAUUAAUGUUACCUGUAUUUUUAUUAUUUUGUCUAGAUGUUCAUGAGGUAUUAUAUUUUAUGAAGAACACUAUUAUGAUCUUUGGCUUUCUGUUGAAAUCAUUAAUAACUUUUAGUUGAGAGAUUCUAUUAAAUUUGAAACUGAUACAAUGUCAAACAUAAA